UCCUUGAAGGCACGCUUUGGGGGCGAUCUCUCCCGGUCUGCGCUCGCGGAAGUUUUACAGGAACCUCUGACGUGUCAAAUUAACGCCAUUUUCCUGUAAAAGAGGAAACGCCUUAAGGGAAGAAAACAGCGAGUUCAGGGGAAUUUAUUACACCGUGUUCGUCCUGAAGUGGUUUUCCCAUCAGCAGCAGCCAUGGGGAAUAUGUUUGCAGGGCUGUUUAAAAUGUUUGGGAAGAAGGAGAUGAGGAUUCUAAUGGUGGGCUUGGAUGCUGCAGGAAAGACAACUAUUUUGUACAAGCUUAAACUUGGAGAGAUUGUGACAACCAUUCCAACAAUAGGUUUCAAUGUAGAGACAGUAGAGUAUAAGAACAUCAGUUUCACAGUAUGGGAUGUUGGUGGUCAAGACAAAAUCCGACCAUUGUGGCGUCACUAUUUUCAGAACACACAAGGUCUGAUUUUUGUCGUGGAUAGCAAUGACAGGGAGCGAUGUGCUGAGGCUCGGGAAGAGCUCUUGAGGAUGUUGGCAGAAGACGAACUGCGUGAUGCUGUGCUUUUAGUGUUUGCUAACAAACAAGAUCUCCCAAAUGCCAUGAAUGCUGCCGAGUUGACCGACAAGCUGAACCUUCACUCCCUGCGUAACAGAAACUGGUACAUCCAGGCAACCUGUGCCACUACUGGAGACGGUCUCUAUGAAGGACUUGAUUGGCUGUCUAAUCAGCUCAAAAACCAUUAAUGGCUAGAGAGAUUAAGAAAAAUACUCUGUUCCACCCAAUCCCUCAUGUUUUCUCUUUUCACCUAAGUAAAACUGAGUCAACCCCAUUCUGGAAACACAGGCCAGUGGUAGGGCUGUUCUAAUCUUGUAAGGCUUUUGUCAGUACGCUUUCUUAUUUUAUGUAAAUAAUUUUGGUAAUAGGGAUAUUAUUGCACUCUUUGACUCUUCUUGGCUGUUGGGUGGCUUUUACUUUGAAAAAGAACGUGAGGGAAGAAAUUUACUAAAACAUUUUGGCCCCAGAAACAACACAAUCAAAUGACAUCCUUAGUUAUGUACUGUAAGGAGUGGUCAUGGGGGGCAGGGGUGUUUAAAUAAACAGAAUUAUACUGACCCACUACUUGAAGUUGCUGCAGCAACAUGUAACAAAUCCUGAAUUUAAAAUGUAGAACACUGGCAUUAACUAUUUGUACUGACAUCGCUCUCAUCUGUGAACACUCACCAGCCUUUUGUAUAAAACUUUGAAAAUUAAAAUACUGCAGUGAUCGCACACUAUCUGUAUAAUUUUGUCAGGAGGGCACUGGAUCAGUUUUGAUUUUUCUAUUCAAGAGUCUCAGGUUGAUCAUAUGUAGCUUUUGGAAUACUUGCUAAUGGUCUUUUAGAGAAAGCAUGUCACCUGGGUGUUUACAUCAUUACCCAGAGGUGAAACGAUUUGCUAACGGAGUACUUAUUCCCCUAACUCUAUAAUCAUUUCUUUGUGAGUGUAUUGUGUGAACUAUAUUGAGCUGUUUGGUGCCAUAGUUUAAGGUUCUAAGCAGCUGAUUGCAUGCUUGAUUUUGCUCAGUGUUGGGAAAAUAGCAUUUUGAAAGCAAUACCAAAAUCAGCUGCAUGAAAGCGCAACCGUCUUUGAUGUAAACAAAUAGCCAAAUAUAGGCAUUUAAUGCUAAUAUCUUUCCAAGAUUUAUUUCAGAAAAUUGUUGGUGUUAUCUGUUGUUGGUGCAUUAUAAUUUUUUGAUUUAUAAUUGCCUAAAUGUUCUAAUAUUGCUUUAAGUUUGUCAAUGUUUUCCUAAAAAAAAUUGUUGGGGGGCGGUUACACUGCAAUUAAAGUGACAAGAUACAAAAUGA
Molecule: messenger RNA, 1833 nt
Organism: Girardinichthys multiradiatus
Lineage: Eukaryota; Metazoa; Chordata; Actinopteri; Cyprinodontiformes; Goodeidae
Gene: arf1
Product: ADP-ribosylation factor 1
Exons: 6
Coding region: 193-732 (179 amino acids)
Biological process (GO): vesicle-mediated transport; intracellular protein transport
Cellular component (GO): plasma membrane; cytoplasm
Molecular function (GO): GTPase activity; GTP binding
Source: RefSeq, a predicted model, not a curated record